AUGAAGCUCACCUAUCUCGUAUUCGCAUCCAUCCUCGGCCUGGCCAUGGCCGUGCCCGCCGCGGAAGGCACCGACAACGUGGCGGAACCUGUUGUCGUCGAAGGUAUGCCCGCUGCGGUGACCGUUGUAGCAGUGACCGUGAUUGCCGGGAUAGAGACGACAGGGAUAAUAGGCGAUGUCGAUACUGCCAUCGUCGGCGGGGAGAAGUAG
Molecule: messenger RNA, 210 nt
Organism: Aspergillus candidus
Lineage: Eukaryota; Fungi; Ascomycota; Eurotiomycetes; Eurotiales; Aspergillaceae
Exons: 2
Coding region: 1-210 (69 amino acids)
Source: RefSeq, a predicted model, not a curated record